AUGAGUAACUCUAUAGCUGAGGCAUUUAAGAAGUUGAAUGUUUCGCCUAGUGCUGAGCCGUCCGACCAUGAACAAAUUUAUACGGUGUCAUAUGAGUAUUUAUCUCGAGUUAAGAACUUUAACGAUUUAAGAUCAUUUAAAUCAUGUUUAGUAGCAUUGAUUAAUUUGGAUAAAUAUUUCAAAGCAUUUGAAGUCAUUAAGAAAGUGAAUCAAACCAAUAGUGAAUUAAUCAAUGAUUCGAUUUUGGAAGUUGCAUACAUAUAUUAUAAAUUAGGUAAAUCUGAUGCUUUACUUGAAUUAUAUGCCAAUCAAAAGAAUAAGAUUGAUAAUGAAGGGAUUCAACUUGGAUUGAAUCAUAUCUUAGCUCAGAAUUAUUAUAAGAUCGGGGAGUAUCAAAACGCAUUACAAUUGUAUCAUGAAUUACUUGAAGCCAAUAAAUAUGAUAGUCAAUCUGAUUUAAUCAUUAAUGAAAGAGCCGUCAUUUCACAAUUAAAUUUCAAUUCAAAUAAACAAUUAAAAUCUAAAUUUGAUACUAUCGAAAGUAAUUAUGAUUUAUAUUUUAAUGAAGCUUUGAUUGAAUUAUCUAAUAAUAAUUUAUCAGAAUCAUUGAAAUAUCUUGAACAAUCACAACAAUUAUGUCAAGACCAAAAUUCUCAAUGGUCAUCAUCUGAUUUAUUGAUUGAAUUAUUACCAAUCAAAUUAACCAUUGCAUUCAUUUAUCAAUUACAAGGAGAUGAUCAACAAAGUUUAAGUAUCUUGCACGAAUAUAAUAAUUUCGAUAGUUCAAUUAAUGAUGCUAUUAUCAAACUUACCAUUAGAAAUAAUUUAUAUGCUUUAUCCAAUGAUGAAAUUAAAAAUGCUCAUAUAAUCGAUAGUGAAAUAAAUUAUCAAAAGAACUUACAACAAUUGAAUAGUAAAUUAACUAAAUUUCAAUAUCAAAUAUUACAUAAGAAUAAUCUUUUAUUAAGAUACUUAAGUGGGACUUUAUCAACCUCUCAAUUAAAUUCAAAAUUCAUUAAUCAAUACAUUAAAGAUUAUCCUGGAGAUUAUUUACCAUUAGCGUAUAAGAUAUUACUUGAUUUAGAAAUAUCAAUCAAGGAUUUAAAUGAUGCCACUAAAUGGAAAGCUAUUGGUAAGAAAUUAUUCAGAUAUAUUAAAUCACAAACAGUGCAAGAUUUAUCCAAUGAGUUAAAGCUUGCUAUUUUAUUAUUAGUAUUCGUUAAUGAUAAAUCCUCAAAUUUCGAUCAAUCAUUAUUGAUAUUGGAAGAAGUGAUUAACCUUGAACUUGAAAAGGAACAAGUAUUGACACCUGCUUUACAUGGUGUUUUAAUUCAAAUUUUAGAAAAUAGUGCAAAGAAUAAUAAUCAAAAGAAACUUGUCGAUUAUUUAAAUCAGUUAAUUACUAAAUUUUUAAAUACUGAACCAAAAUUGAUUGAACAAGAUUUGAAUUAUUUCAAUUUCAUAAAGUUAAUUUCAUUUAAAUCAUUAAAUUAUCCAAUUUUACAAGAAAAUUCAAUUCAAUUAUUUAAAUCCUUGAAUGAAAUCAUUAAAAAUGAUAAAUUAAUUUCCUCCAUCUUAUUAAAUUCAACUGAUUCAUUAUUAUCAACUCAAGAAUUAAUCGCUUCAGGUCAAUCAUCCACCAACUCUACUUCAAUUGAAGAUUUAUUACAAGUUAAUAUUGAAGAAUUAUUACCAUCAUCCACUUCAUCCGUUCCAAAACCUACUUCAGCCACUACAAAAUCAAGAAAGAUUAAUGAAAAUAAAGUAGUUAAGAAGAAGAAGGCAGCUAAGUUUGGUCCAACAAAAGUGGUUAAACCAGAAGGUCAAUUCACCAUUGACGACGAAAGAUGGUUACCUAUGAAAUUAAGAUCUUAUUAUAAACCAAGUAAGAAGGAUAAAAAGAAAGGUAGUCAUCAAGGUGUAGUUGAAAGUCCAACUGCCAGUGCUGCAUCUACUCCUGCUCCAACUUCUGCUUCUACUACUACCACUAAUACCUCUAGUAGCAGUAAGAAUAAAAAGAAGAAGAAGGGUAAAAAGUAA
This is a messenger RNA of Scheffersomyces coipomensis, 2040 nucleotides long. Its product is annotated as signal recognition particle subunit. The coding region runs from base 1 to 2040 and encodes 679 amino acids. The transcript has a single exon. Gene Ontology annotation, molecular function: 7S RNA binding; ribosome binding; protein binding. Lineage: Eukaryota; Fungi; Ascomycota; Pichiomycetes; Serinales; Debaryomycetaceae. Gene Ontology annotation, cellular component: signal recognition particle, endoplasmic reticulum targeting. The record is from RefSeq and is a predicted model, not a curated record. Gene Ontology annotation, biological process: SRP-dependent cotranslational protein targeting to membrane.